CUGAAAGGUCAAAGGUCACCAGUGGUGGGCGUCUCUGUCUGACGUUAUUGGGGACCCUGUACAGUUGGUUUAAUAAGCCGGUUUUCAGCUUGGUAAAGGACACCGAGGAUGAGCUCUCAGCAGAUGUUCAACCAGCAGAGCGGAGAGGAUGAGGACUCUUCGGCAGGCAUACCGCCUUUCGGACGGCCUUAGGGCCCCAAGGCCAGGCUGUCCGAUGCAGAUUCCUGAGCCCACCCAGGCGGAGCUAGGGAAGCGGGGUGAAGGCGUGAGUAAUACGGAGCUCCGGCGCUUCGUUAGCGUCGAUGACUCAACCGUACGCCUGAUUUAAAAAAUACAUAAAUAAAUAAAACAACGAGAGGGCCACUGGCCGGCGUGGACAAUGUUCACUCAUCUUCUCGAAGGUGCUGGACAUUCUGUGAUGUAAACAUCGAGAAGAUGGAGGGUGCGUUCACUUUCCGAGUGGACGCGCAGACCAUCGAGUGGUGGCCUCUGACUCAGAGGCCCUUUGCAACAAGUUAACCGCAACUGUCGGCGGUGUCUGAUGGAAAUCAGCGGUCAGGGCAAGCUAGAUAAGUUUCGUGCGAGCAACGGAUUGCAUGACAGGUUUCAAAAUCAAUGUUUGCAGGGCAAAAGGUUGACAGAGGCAGGAAGAACCGUUUUAUGUUGAGUUGGCACCCAUGUACCGCAAGCAAUCGGAAAGACUGAUCAAAGAUAGAAGCUGUAGUCCUCAACGCUUCUCAGUGCCAAGGCGAUGAGCCUAUUUUGGAAAUGCAUGCCUUCCCAUAAUUUUAAGGAAAUAUGCGCAAGUCUGGAACGCUUAGUGGAAACGAAAGACAGAAUUUCUUCUCUGUCUGUCUGUCUCAGUCUCUGUCUCUCAGUCUGUCUGUCUGUGUGUGUCUCUCUCUCUCCAGUGCCCCAGUUAACAAAAUAAAACUGUUGCUGUUUUACAAAGACUUUAGUCCCACUUGUCUUAGAAAAAAAUAACUUCCUAUAAUCUGGUGAUCACAGCACAGAGUAUCCACAACCACUGCCCUCUCUUUUAGAUUUAUAGUUUAUUUUCUUUAUAUACUUGGUACUAGAGAUCAACCCAGGCCCUCACACAUGCGAAGCAGGUGAUCUAUUGCUUAGCUACAUCCCGAGUAGCCCCCUCACCUUUUAAAUUUUUGAGAUGGUCCCGUUGCCCAAUCUGGUCUCCAACUAGCGAGCCUCCUAGUAAUUGUAACUAGUGAGCCUCAGCCUCCUGAGUAAUUGGGAUUACAGCCGUGCACCACCUUGUCUGGCUUGGAUUGGUUUCUUAAUUGUUUGACCACGCAGCUCAAAGUUAAUUUAGUAGGAAAAAAUCCUGGGUUCAUAGUGUGGCUAAUUUGCAGACAAAAGUCUUGGUCAUCUAGCCAGUGGUGCGAAUUGAUGGCACACUUACGAAGGUGGGCUGUUUGUUUUCACUGAAAGCUCUAAAACAUUGACCAUCCCUGAUAGGCCCACUGUUCUUUGCUUGGUCUCAUGUUGCUGUUGUGUUUCUACCUUUGGAAGACACUGGCUUUCUCUCUUGGAUCACUCACUGGAUAUAGUUAAAGGGCUCACAAGGUAUUAAGCAUGUACUUGACCACUUUGUUGACACCUUGUUUAAAUCAAAGCUGACCAUACUGUAAUACUGCAAGUGCUUGAAUAGUAAUAACAGAGAGGUUUGGUAAUAUAAAACCAACCAUUGUUCAUAAAGGUUGGUGGAAACUGUAGAUUGUUGAGAAUGAUUAUAUGUGUUUCACUAGAAUUGAAGUUGGAAAAAAAAUCCUAGUCUGCAAAAUAGAAAGGUUAUAAAUUCACUGAUAUCAAGGAAAAUAAAAUUAAUGAGCUACUCAAGUUUGAAUCAUUGGUAAUAACUGAGAGUCUAUAUCCAUAGAUAAAGAAGACCAAUCCUUACCACCAGAGGUGAAGGAAAAGUCUAAGGAAAUUGCAUGCUGUUUUGUGCUUCAGAACUCUUUGGUGCUGCAGUUAUGGAUCCCUUCCUGGGCUGAAGUUUGUCUUUUCAAAAAGAUUUCAGUAAAUUGCUCUGUAUCUAUAAAAAGCUGUAAAAGAACCUUCAGAAGGAAGGAGUUGAUGAAGGAAGACAAGUAAGUAGGUGAGGGAGCUGGCUGCAGUAUCUGAAGGGAAGUUGGAAUCUUGCUCAGAAUCUGAGGCUGAGACAGAAUUCCAUAAGAAGGGGGAGAGGAAGGAUAGGUGAAAAAAUAAAAGUGUCCAGGGGAGCCUGGAUGCUCAGCACUAAAACUCGUGGUAUAUCUGAAGAAACUCAAAGCCAUCAAUACAGAAUUGGGCUUCUGGAGUCUAAAGAGGGUGAGGUAUCUGGAGUUGAAGGAUGAAGAGGAUCCAGAGGUUGCAUCUUCCAAGUAACAGUUCAUCUUUUGGCAUCCUCCUCUUGUUACCUCAAGUAGCACCUUCAUCGCUUCCGUCGUUACAAUCAACAGCCAUGCAUUUUGUAAUAUUUAUUCAUUCAACAAUGACAGUAAACUGCACAGGAUCCUGUGCUAAACAUCAUCGCAGGAAAUGAUCUGAGGAGCUGAGAUCCUGCCAGCUGCGGCUUUUCUGGUGUACCCCAUGCUCAGGACCCUGAGCCUACAGCUCCACUCAGCCAUCACCAGCACCUACGCCUCUGGUGCUCACUCUGUCAUCUUCGUCAACUGUCCCAAUGAGCAAAUUGCCAGAGACAUUGCCAGAGCAAUACUGGAGAAGAAGCUGGCUGCCUCUGUGAACAUCCUACCCAAGGCAUCUUCACUGUAUUUUUGGAAGGGAGAAAUAGAAGAAGCCAGUGAGAUCUUGUUGUUAAUAAAGACAAAGACUUCCAAGGUCCCCUUGCUCUCCAGCUAUAUCAGGUUGGUGCAUCCCUUUGAAAUCCCAGAGGUCUUCAGUCUCGCCAUGGAUCAAGGAGAUGUGCAGUAUUUAAAGUGGCUUGAGGAGAGCAUGGAGGAGGGCCGAGCGAGGGAACCCUCUUGUGCAUCUUGCUGACUGCCUCUGCCCUUCAGCGGCUGUACUCUGGGAAGAGUAGUUUUCUGCCUCCCAGAACCUGUGGAUCCUGUGUCUGUGUGAGCGCAGAGGAGCAACUAACCUGCGUUGGCUGAGGGUGCAAGGCUCCCGAGGCUAGAAGAGAAGGUCGGGCCAGAAAGAACCCAAUGGAACUUGUCUUGGAGUGCUGCAUGUUUCAAGGUGGCCAGAGGCCGGAGGAUGAGGGUGGUUGUACAAACUGAAGGAGGUGGCGGUGAGGGUGAAGUCUGUCAUCGUUAGUCACUGAGGCUAUCUCACAUGCCUAGGGGAUAACUGCUCCCCUGCUUCUGAUGGGGAGGAAUGGAUCCGAUGACCUUGUUCACUUGGAAGUGUAUGGGAUGCCUCCUUCUCGAGGAACUAGCAAGCGCUGUGUUCAAAAGGAUGAAUUGUAAUGGUGGAAUUUCAGAGAUCAGCAGGAUUAUUUCUCCUAAAGAGGCUUUUGUUGCUCCAGAGUCCUGAGGAGGUGGCACUAGGAACUAGGGCUUCAACACGGCCUCAUGGGCUGGCAGUAAGUCUUGACUCUUUCUUAGUCUGAGUGUGACAGAUACGAGAAGGUUCUGGUGCCUUGCUCAGUGGAGAUGUAGGUUCUGAGCUCAGAAAUGAAGCCCUGGGAACCUGCUAGGCCAGUGUUUUUCACAUUUGCCAUACAGAGCCCCAGAGCUUGACAGAAACUCCCUGGGCCUACCUGGGUGAGGGUAACGGCUGGAGGCCUCCACCUACAUCCCUAUCAAUGCACUCUUUGCUUGUUAGCCGCUGAGCACCCUUUAAGAUUUGGGUUUUGGUUUGUUUGGGGUUUUUUUAGGAAAGUUUUCUUCAUCCAAGCUUAGUAAACCACUGCUCUAGGCUGGUCUCCAUUUUACUGAUUAUUAAAGGAAACUGAAUUGUACAGAUGCCCAGAAAGGGAGUGGCAUGUUGUUAUACCUGGCACUUCUGUGUGAGCUCAUGCUGUGCCAGCUCCAUGGGGAAGGACAUAGGGGAGGUGAGGAAUGUCGAGUCCUAGCAGCGAGAAAAGAAAUGUGACCCAGGCCCUGUCCACGAACAAAGCAACUCUCUGCUUCCCUCACCUUAGUACUCCUAGAUAUGAAAUGGGGGAGAUGUCCCAGGACCCAUCUAUGAAAACCUUGUAGGAACUGCAAGCUGAGGCCCUUCCGAGGUCCAGAGGGUAUCAGUGGGGACUUGGGGAGCUGCCUAGGGAGAGGUCUAGAGAAUGCUAAUGGUGAUGUUCUUUGCUUUUUGUAACAGAUCAGUUUCUGAUACAUAUGCAAAUCUUGUACAAAGUAAACACUACUUAAAAUGCAUUAUAGUUCCCUGUUGAUUGCCUUCAUUACUUUUAGGAUAAAGUCCAAUUUCUAAGUCUAGUUUUCAAGGCCCUUCAGAACCUUACCUCAGUUUACCUCUUCAGUCAUCAACAUCUCCCUCAGACAGAUGGUUUCCCUGCAUUGUGUGAUGUUAUUCCUGUGUUCAUGUGGUCCCCUCUGCCUGGAGUUCCCUUCUACCUGGAUGCUUGUGACAUGUGGCUGUUCCCUUGCAUGGCUUGGCUCCCCAGCUGGAAGGACUGUCUUCCGCCCUGGUGUUCCUUUCAUCCUUGUGCAUUACUUUGUUGGCCUUGUAUUGCUGGGCGGUGACCUGCUGAAGGUCAGGGGUAUGUGUGAAUGUUUGAUCUGUUGUACAGAAUUUGGCAAGUACCUCCCCAACUGAUGUUUCAAGGAUUUAAAUGGCAAAAGCUUUCUCUACGGUGCAAUUUCUUUUAAGUUGUGGAAUUAGCGAAAUCUAACUUUUUUCCUUGAACUUUAUUAAAGGGCGACUAAUUCCAAGGGA
Chinchilla lanigera (long-tailed chinchilla) is the source of this 4851-nucleotide messenger RNA. Its product is annotated as protein CutA homolog. Bases 2590 to 2997 code for a protein of 135 amino acids. Lineage: Eukaryota; Metazoa; Chordata; Mammalia; Rodentia; Chinchillidae. Gene Ontology annotation, molecular function: copper ion binding. The transcript has 6 exons. Gene Ontology annotation, biological process: response to metal ion. The record is from RefSeq and is a predicted model, not a curated record.